Medicago truncatula (barrel medic) is the source of this 1176-nucleotide messenger RNA. RefSeq names its product agamous-like MADS-box protein AGL80. The transcript has a single exon. Gene Ontology annotation, molecular function: DNA-binding transcription factor activity, RNA polymerase II-specific; protein dimerization activity; RNA polymerase II cis-regulatory region sequence-specific DNA binding. Gene Ontology annotation, biological process: positive regulation of transcription by RNA polymerase II. Lineage: Eukaryota; Viridiplantae; Streptophyta; Magnoliopsida; Fabales; Fabaceae. The record is from RefSeq and is a predicted model, not a curated record. Bases 332 to 1060 code for a protein of 242 amino acids.
GAAACAUAUUGAAGAGGAUGAAUCUUCAAUCAAAACGGGAAAAUAUACAAUCAUAGGAUGGGGAGAGAAAACUAUGAGAAGAAAACUCAUCACGAUCCAAUUUACAAAAUAUUAUUUUGAUUCUCCAUUUGAAUGACAUUUAAACUUGAUAUCUCUAAUUCAUAACACAUAUGGUGCACAUUUAAAUUUGACAUCUCUAAAUUCAUAGCACAAAUAUUUGGCUUUGAAUGUGUCAUGCUAAUGCUUCCAGCAAGGACUUACCUAUCAAUCAUCUCAAACAAUCUAUAUAAAUAAGAGAUUGUUCUUUCUGUUCCUCUUCAUCACCACCACCAUGACUAGAAAAAAGGUGAAACUCGCAUUCAUAAUCAACGACUCCGCGAGGAAGGCGACGUUCAAGAAAAGGAAGAAAGGUCUAAUGAAAAAGGUUAGUGAACUCAGCACCCUCUGUGGUAUUGAUGCUUGUGCUAUAAUCUAUAGUCCAUACGAUCCUCAACCUGAGGUUUGGCCAUCUCCUUUAGGAGUCCAAAGGGUGCUAUCAAAGUUCCGAAAAAUGCCUGAAUUGGAACAAAGCAAAAAGAUGGUGAACCAAGAGAGUUUUUUGAGGCAGCGGAUUCAAAAGGCGAAAGAUCAAUUGACUAAACAAAGAAAGGAUAAUAGAGAAAAAGAAAUGACUCAGUUAAUGUUUCAGUACCUUAGUGCUGAUCAAGUUAUGCACAAUAUAAGCAUGGUUGAUUUGAAUGAUAUGGCAUGGUUGAUUGAUCAGUAUUUGAAAGAUAUCAAUAGGAGGGUUGAAAUGUUGAGCAGGAAUGGUCAAGGUCAAGGUCAAACUCAAACUCAAACUCAAAUGGUAGCAUCAACAAUGGUGGCUAAUCCAGUACCUAAGAUUGAAGAGAAUGGACAAGGGAGUCACGGUCAACAUGUUUUGGACAUGAACAUGGAUGUUAUGCAGAAGCAACAUUUUUUUAUGAACUUGAUGAAUAAUGGUGGUGGGGAUCAGGCACCUCCCAUGGGAAAUGUCAAUCCCCCAAAUGGGUUUUGGCCAAAUCCAUUUUUCCGUUGAAGCGUCAUGUGGUUGUUACUUUUUACCAUCGCUUUGUAUUUGGUUGUUAUGUCAUUGUGUUUUGAUAUGAAUUAAGACUAAAAUAAGUGACUGUGGAUUUGUCCAUGGUCGGGAUU